UCUCCCGGUCCCGUCGAUCCCCACGGUCCCGUCGAUCCCCACGGUCCCGUCGAUCCCCACGGUCCCGUCGAUCCCCACGGUUCCGUCGAUCCCCACGGUUCCGUCGAUCCCCACGGUUCCGUCGAUCCCCACGGUCCCGUCGAUCCCCACGGUCCCGUUGAUCCCCACGGUCCCGUCGAUCCCCACGGUCCCGUCGAUCCCCACGGUCCCGUCGAUCCCCACGGUCCCGUCGAUCCCCACGGUCCCGUCGAUCCCCACGGUCCCGUCGAUCCCCACGGUCCCGUCGAUCCCCACGGUCCCGUUGAUCCCCACGGUCCCGUCGAUCCCCACGGUCCCGUCGAUCCCCACGGUCCCGUCGAUCCCCACGGUCCCGUCGAUCCCCACGGUCCCGUCGAUCCCCACGGUCCCGUCGAUCCCCACGGUCCCGUCGAUUUCCCGGUCCCGUCGAUCUCCCGGUCCCGUCGAUCUCCGGGACCCGUCGAUCUCUCGGUCCCGUCGAUCUCUCGGACCCGUCGAUCUCCCGGACCCGUCGAUCUCCCGGUCCCGUCGAUUUCCCAGUCCCGUCGAUCUCCCGGUCCCGUCGAUCUCCCGGUUCCGUCGAUUUCCCAGUCCCGUCGAUCUCCCGGUCCCGUCGAUCUUCCGGUGACGUCGACUUCCCGGUCCCUUCGAUCUCCCGGUCCCGUCGAUCUCCCGGUCCCGUCGAUCUGCCGGUUCCGUCGAUAUCCAGGUCCCGUCGAUCUGCCGGUCCCGUCGAUCUGCCGGUUCCGUCGAUAUCCAGGUCCCGUCGAUCUUCCGGUCCCGUUGAUCUCCCGGUCCCGUCGAUCUGCCGGUCCCGUCGAUCUCCCGGUCCCGUCGAUCUGCCGGUUCCGUCGAUAUCCAGGUCCCGUCGAUCUGCCGGUCCCGUCGAUCUGCCGGUUCCGUCGAUCCCCACGGUCCCGUCGAUCUGCCGGUUCCGUCGAUCCCCACGGUCCCGUCGAUCCCCACGGUCCCGUCGAUCCCCACGGUCCCGUUGAUCCCCACGGUCCCGUCGAUCCCCACGGUCCCGUCGAUCCCCACGGUCCCGUCGAUCCCCACGGUCCCGUCGAUCCCCACGGUCCCGUCGAUCCCCACGGUCCCGUCGAUCUCCCGGUCCCGUCGAUCUCCCGGUCCCGUCGAUUUCCCAGUCCCGUCGAUCUCCCGGUCCCGUCGAUCUCCCGGUUCCGUCGAUUUCCCAGUCCCGUCGAUCUCCCGGUCCCGUCGAUCUUCCGGUGA
Sabethes cyaneus is the source of this 1251-nucleotide messenger RNA. RefSeq names its product pre-mRNA 3' end processing protein WDR33-like. The transcript has 2 exons. NCBI's taxonomy places the organism in Eukaryota, Metazoa, Arthropoda, Insecta, Diptera, Culicidae. The record is from RefSeq and is a predicted model, not a curated record. The annotation marks the transcript as partial.